Peronospora belbahrii is the source of this 540-nucleotide messenger RNA. NCBI's taxonomy places the organism in Eukaryota, Oomycota, Peronosporomycetes, Peronosporales, Peronosporaceae. The record is from the annotation of a GenBank genome assembly.
AUGAAAUUUAGAUUCUGUGGAGGUUUGGAGCCACCUGACUGGCUUCUGGUUGAAUUGCCACUGCUAUCGGAGACUGAUAGAAUGACAACUGAUAAUCUCGUCGCCAUGUGUCAAGCUAUUGGGGCGGAUAUUACAGCGCAGACUGCAGCUGCUUCUCUGCGGUUCAUCCUGACGCAUGCUGCCAAAUAUAAUACAGCAGGCAGAGAUCUCAUGGAAGAGUUGCAACAAUUGGGUAUGCAUCAAUCGACUGCCGAAGCUAUUGCACAAAGUUACGAAGAUAUCCGUCCUCGUAUCCAAGAUCAGCAACGUGCUCAACGCUUUCGGUUUCCAAACGUGAAGACAGUCGAAUGGAAGGUAGAGGCUUCAUCAAAUGUACUACUGAAGAUGAAGUUAGACCAAGAGGUUCUGGAAUGCGAUAUGGCAAUAACAUCAGCAACAAGUGAUACACGUCAUGUACUGAACUUUGACAUGAGUCCAAUCAAGUUUGUAGCCUUGUACGAAGAUUUGAGUCAAGCGCAAUCAAUCCUUCGAGCAACCUAA